UUUCCCCGUCCCGUGAUGCUCCGCGGCGCGGCCUGCUCCUUCCGGUGUGGGGCGGCGUGGAGGGCGGUCGCCGGGGGCAGCGGCGAGGCCGGCGGCAGAAUGUUGACGUCUAGGGUAUUUAGCCUAAUUGGCAAGCGAGUAAUCUCCACUUCUGUUUGCAUGAGAGGACAUGCAGGUGUUGUGAAAACUGACGAGUAUAGCCUCCCUAGUUAUGUUGAUCGCCGAGAUUAUCCUCUGCCUGAUGUGGCCCAUGUGAGGGACCUCUCCGCUGACCAGAAGGCCUUGAAAGAGAAGGAGAAGGCAGCGUGGAGCAGUCUUUCCAAUGAUGAAAAGCUUGGAUUAUAUCGCAUCAAAUUCAAUGAGAGUUACGCUGAAAUGAAUAGAGGCACAAAUGAGUGGAAGACUGUUAUAGGGGGUGCGUUGUUCUUCAUGGGUCUCACUGCUCUCUUCAUCAUCUGGGAAAAAUUCUAUGUUUAUGGGCCUGUCCCUCAUACCUUUUCUGAAGAAUGGGUGGCCAUGCAAACCAAGAGAAUGCUGGACAUGAAGGCUAAUCCCAUCCAGGGCUUUUCUGCCAAGUGGGACUACGAAAAGAACGAGUGGAAGAAAUAAGAAGAAUCCUGGGAUCGUGACUGCUCUUUGCUUGAACUGUAACCUGUUCCAUCGUACAUGUUACCUUUCUGUGUACUUACUGGAACCUUCCAUGUAAAACAAAAACUGCUAAUAAACGACUGGUUUACUUGAAAA
Tachyglossus aculeatus (Australian echidna) is the source of this 744-nucleotide messenger RNA. RefSeq names its product cytochrome c oxidase subunit 4 isoform 1, mitochondrial. Bases 16 to 609 code for a protein of 197 amino acids. The record is from RefSeq and is a predicted model, not a curated record. The transcript is spliced from 5 exons. Gene Ontology annotation, biological process: mitochondrial electron transport, cytochrome c to oxygen. NCBI's taxonomy places the organism in Eukaryota, Metazoa, Chordata, Mammalia, Monotremata, Tachyglossidae.